This is a messenger RNA of Closterium sp. Yama58-4, 2493 nucleotides long. NCBI's taxonomy places the organism in Eukaryota, Viridiplantae, Streptophyta, Zygnematophyceae, Desmidiales, Closteriaceae. The record is from the annotation of a GenBank genome assembly.
AUGCAGGGUUCGCAUAACCCACACGUUCGGCCAAGCGUAACCAUCCCCUCGCCCUCGCUUUCCUUUCCCCAGGUCCGACGCUUCCUCUGUCCGUCACCCUCGUCGUCGCCUUCGCUUCCGCAGCCCGUCGCAUUCGCUUCCCCCGCCCGUCGCCACCUUCGCUUUCGGAUGACCGUUGCCUUUUCUUAUCCCGCCCGUCGCCUUCGCUUCUUCCCCCCCGUCGCCUUCGAUUUCCCCGCGCGUCGCCUUCGCUUCCCCCGCGCGUUGCCUUCGCUUCCCCCGCGCGUCGCCUCACUUCCACCGCGCGUCGCCUCGCUUUCCCCGCGCGUCGCCUUCGCUUACGCGCCCGUCGCCUUCGCUCACCUCCUUCCGUCGCCUUCGUUCCCCCACUGCUCACGCCCUUACUCCCAUGCUCACGCCCUUACUCCCAUGCUCACGCCCUUACUCCCAUGCUCACUCCCCUACUCCCAUGCUCACGCCCUUACUCCCAUGCUCACUCCCCUACUGCCAUGCUCACGCCCUUACUCCCAUGCUCACGCCCUUACUCCCAUGCUCACGCCCUUACUCCCAUGCUCACGCCCUUACUCCCAUGCUCACUCCCCUACUCCCAUGCUCACGCCCUUACUCCCAUGCUCACGCCCUUACUCCCAUGCUCACGCCCUUACUCCCAUGCUCACGCCCUUACUCCCAUGCUCACUCCCCUACUCCCAUGCUCACGCCCUUACUCCCAUGCUCACUCCCCUACUGCCAUGCUCACGCCCUUACUCCCAUGCUCACUCCCCUACUCCCAUGCUCACGCCCUUACUCCCAUGCUCACUCCCCUACUCCCAUGCUCACGCCCUUACUCCCAUGCUCACGCCCUUACUCCCAUGCUCACGCCCUUACUCCCAUGCUCACGCCCUUACUCCCAUGCUCACUCCCCUACUCCCAUGCUCACGCCCUUACUCCCAUGCUCACUCCCCUACUCCCAUGCUCACUCCCCUACUCCCAUGCUCACGCCCUUACUCCCAUGCUCACUCCCCUACUCCCAGGCUCACGCCCUUACUCCCAUGCUCACUCCCCUACUCCCAUGCUCACGCCCUUACUCCCAUGCUCACUCCCCUACUCCCAUGCUCACGCCCUUACUCCCAUGCUCACGCCCUUACUCCCAUGCUCACGCCCUUACUCCCAUGCUCACUCCCCUACUCCCAUGCUCACGCCCUUACUCCCAUGCUCACUCCCCUACUGCCAUGCUCACGCCCUUACUCCCAUGCUCACGCCCUUACUCCCAUGCUCACGCCCUUACUCCCAUGCUCACGCCCUUACUCCCAUGCUCACUCCCCUACUCCCAUGCUCACGCCCUUACUCCCAUGCUCACUCCCCUACUGCCAUGCUCACGCCCUUACUCCCAUGCUCACUCCCCUACUCCCAUGCUCACGCCCUUACUCCCAUGCUCACUCCCCUACUCCCAUGCUCACGCCCUUACUCCCAUGCUCACGCCCUUACUCCCAUGCUCACGCCCUUACUCCCAUGCUCACUCCCCUACUCCCAUGCUCACGCCCUUACUCCCAUGCUCACGCCCUUACUCCCAUGCUCACGCCCUUACUCCCAUGCUCACGCCCUUACUCCCAUGCUCACGCCCUUACUCCCAUGCUCACUCUCUCCCCCUCUGCUCACUCUCUCCCCCUCUGCUCACUCUCUCCCCCUCUGCUCACUCUCUCCCCCUCUGCUCACUCUCUCCCCCUCUGCUCACUCUCUCCCCCUCUGCUCACUCUCUCCCCCUCUGCUCACUCUCUCCCCCUCUGCUCACUCUCUCCCCCUCUGCUCACUCUCUCCCCCUCUGCUCACUCUCUCUCCCCCUGCUCACUCUCUUUCUCCCUGGACUCACUUAUCUUUCCCCCCUGUUUACUCUCUAUUCCCCUUCGUUCAACCCUUUCUCCCCACAAUCCCUCUCACCACCCCUGUUCACACCCCUUGUUCCCCUCUGCUCACUGGCUUUCCCCUUUGCUCACCCCCUUCUCCUGCCUGCUGACUAUAUUUCCCCCUUUGCUCACCCCCUUCUCCUGCCUGCUGACUAUAUUUCCCCCUUUGCUCACCCCCUUCUCCUGCCUGCUGACUAUAUUUCCCCCUUUGCUCACCCCCUUCUCCUGCCUGCUGACUAUAUUUCCCCUUUUGCUCACCCCCUUCUCCUCUCUGCCCACUCUAUUUCCCCCUUCGCUCACCCCUCUGCCCUGUUCACACCUCCCAUACAUGCCCUUCUGUACCUCCAACCUCCAGCCCUCGCUUAUUCGCCAUAUCCCCUCUUCUCUCCCCAUUCCAUCGCAGAACCAUGCUUGUACAUGUGCCCAGCACCAUGGGUCCCAACAGGAGUGGGUUGAAAAGUUUUCACCUCUUAGAUUUGUGCUUGUGCCUAUAGUCCACCCUUGGCGACCUUUAUGGAAACGUAAUUUGCUUUGUUGCACUUGCGGUGGUCAUGUGCAUUUAUGCUCCGAAUCACAUAGUGGUGUAUUAUGA